CGAGAGAGCGCGAUACACACACGCGCAUCGAUAUUGCGCGUAAAGAAAAGUCGAAGCGCUGUAGAAGACCAGUACCGUUGUAUAAAAAGUCUUGUGUGCCCAUUGCUUGGGUGUUUUGUACAAGAAGUGUGGUUUCUUCGCUAUUUAUGUAAUUACGCAUCUUAUCUGACAUUAGAAAAGUACGUUAAGCUGUAGGUUGUCACAAGGAGUGUUAUUUGACGCAGGAUCCAUACUGCCAUAAGUCUGAAAGUUAUUUUGAUAUCCCUACAAUCUGACAAUCGCCAUUGGUAAAAGCAUAAUGCUAAAAAGGAUACAACUGGAAUGCAGAGGAAAGAAGCCCGAACAGAUCAAAGAGCUGAAUCUUGACAACAGAAGAACAACUGGUGAAGUUGAAGGGUUAACUGAUGAAUUUGUUGGAUUGGAAGUAUUAUCUAUGAAUAAUGUUGGUCUCACAACUUUAAAAGGCUUUCCAGCAUUACCAAAAUUGAAAAAGUUGGAACUCAGUGAUAACAGAAUAUCGGGUGCUCUUGGAAUGUUGAAAGGCUGCGAGUCAUUGACACAUUUAAAUCUCAGCGGAAAUAAAAUAAAAACGAUUGAAACAUUAGAGCCACUGGCUAGUUUAGAAAACUUGAGAACACUUGAUUUGUUCAAUUGUGAUGUUACAAAUGAGGACAAUUACAGAGAAAAAGUUUUUGAGUUGAUCCCCGAUUUAAAAUAUCUCGAUGGAUUUGAUAAGUUUGACAAGGAAGCUGUAGAUUCGGAAGAUGAAGGUGAUGUCGAAGAAAGUGGCGACGAAGGGUUGGAUGAAAGUAAAGAUGAAGAUGAUCUUGUUGAUGAAGAUGAGGAAGAAGAUGAAGAGGAUGCAGAAAUCAUUGAAAACGGAGAUGCUUUAGCGGAUGAGGAAGAUGGUGAUGAUGACGACGAAGAGGAGGAAGAAGAAGAGGAGGAUGAUGAAGAAUUAUCCAACGAUGUUUCAAUUACCGAGAUCAUUGAUCAGGAGGAAAAUGUGCCACAAUCGAAAAAUGAAGAUAAUGCAGAGGAAGAUGAUGAGGAGGAGGAGGAUGACGACGAUGAUGAGGAUGAUAAUGAAGAAGAAGUUGGAUUAGAUUAUCUGUAUCAGAAUGAUAUAAAAGAUGAUGAAGAAGAGGAAGAUGAUGAUUAUAAUGAAAAUGAAGUUGAGGAAGAAGACGAUGAUGAAGAUGCCGAUAUUGACUUUGAUGAAUCUAGAGAAGUUUCAGUGGUAGCCACUCCCCCUCCCCGCGGCGCGAAAAGGAAACGAGAGUCCGAAGAUGAAAAGAACAUACCAGAGAAAGCUGCCAAAGGUGACGCGUGACCAUCUUAUAAAUAAAACUGAAACGCGUUGACUCGACCGCCGGAUCAAGAUAUACCCCACGGAUCAAACUUAAAGGCUUGUCUGAAUUCAAAUCUUUCGGGCCACAAUGUUGCAAAUGGUGGCGCAAUGGUGCAAACUCAGAUAUACUCGAAAUGGAACCCACUUUUCAUUCAAUUUCAUACUUGUCUUAAGAAAGAACAUAUUGGUAAUCCACAAUCCAGUUUUUUUUGUAACUGUACUGAUAUCAGCACUGCCCUGAAUACUGUAGCUAAGCCGUUUCCUUUCUUUUUUUUUAAUUUUCAAGUUUUAUAAUUGUGGCAUAAUGCUGUUAAGAUUAUAAAGAUCGCCAGUUCAUUUUGUUCUCUGCAACAUAAAAUAGAAAACACAUAAUGUGAACAUGGGCACCACGACAUGUGCUAACCUUGAGGUUUUUCUGAAAUACGAGAUAGCUAACUUCUAAUGCAACCUGGAAUGCUCAAUUGUAUUGAUGGGAUUUUUUGUUGAUUAAAUUUUUUUUCUUUCGAAUUGCCGCAACGUGUACUCACCAGAAAAUGUUCAUGUCUCCUAAAUUACUUCCAGAUAAAUAUAUUGUUGGCUUGUUAGACCCUUUCUAUCUGCCAGCUGUAUGCAGGUUACGAGCCUAUGGAACAGUGGUUGAGAUUUAAAUUACAUAUAUGUUUGCAUAUGCCUCUAUUUGAUCUCCAUCUCAAGAAAAUCAACAGUAGUAACAGUCUCCUUUCUUCUGCCAUUUUGUGGUGAUAAAUAGGUAGUUACUUCCCACUGUUUCAUCAUUUACUUGAAGGUGUGUCGAAAAUGGUCCUGUGGUCCAAUUGUAUGAACCCUAGCCUUCUGCAAAGUAUUAUAUCUAUCCUAACCCACAACAUAACAUGAUUUCCCUUUUCAUAUAAAUACUCUUAAGAUCUUCGGCCAAAGUAUUAAAUCAAUUCUAACAUGCAUUUCACUUCAUGUGCUUACUUUCAAACAACUUUCCCGCAAUAUAAAUCUAUCAUAACUCAAAACAGUGAGACAAGUGUGGUAAAGAGGGAACCAGUGGGACACCGCAUUUUUUUUCGAAACCCUGUUUAAUUGAAUUUAUAUCCUAUAACCACUUCUAUUGAAUCAGAAGCAGGAACUUCCUUGUUGAUCUCGUACUCCCUACCGAUGACUAGCACAUUGUAUCUGGAUAUUUUCUAGCUGGUUUGUUUAUCAUCUGUCUAUUACAGUGCGUUUCUUCUUCUUUUUUUUGAAUUCUUUAAUAUACAUCGUCGUUCUUCUUGUUUAUUAUAUAUACUUGCAAUUUU
Molecule: messenger RNA, 2634 nt
Organism: Styela clava
Lineage: Eukaryota; Metazoa; Chordata; Ascidiacea; Stolidobranchia; Styelidae
Biological process (GO): regulation of apoptotic process
Cellular component (GO): nucleus
Molecular function (GO): histone binding
Source: RefSeq, a predicted model, not a curated record